AUGGGCAAAGAUAGCGACGUACCACAGCCAGGGCCUGCGCGCCUCGCAAAGGGCGCAGGGCCGGAUGAAUGGCUGGAGCAGGCCAAGCAAUGCAAGUACCUGCCCGAGGCCGACAUGAAGCGACUAUGUGAAAUUGUCAAGGAAUGUCUGAUGGAGGAAUCCAACAUCCAACCUGUACGAACACCCGUCACAGUAUGCGGAGAUAUCCACGGCCAAUUCUACGAUCUCCUCGAGCUCUUCCGUGUCGCUGGCGGCAUGCCCAACGACUCCCCUGCCGCGCCCCUCGCACCGCCAGUCACAUUACCAAGCACAAUCAACCCCGCCGAUCUCGAGCCUCCUACCAGCAUAACAGACCCCAAGGUCAAGCGCAAGAUGAAGAGAAGAUUCCAGCGCGAUCCCAACUACACUGGGCCAACAAGUCCUCCUGGCGGCGAUGGCGAUGAAGAGGGCGACGACGAAGAGGAGGAGGAACGCGGCCGAAGCAGGAGCGUUCACGACAGGCGGAGUCUUGGCUCGGCAUCGGACGCAGACUCUACCAAGAACACAGUGGGUGGAAAUGGCCAGCAGAACUUCAUCUUCUUGGGUGACUUUGUCGACCGAGGAUACUUCAGUCUGGAGACCUUUACCCUUCUCAUGUGCUUGAAGGCGAAAUUCCCUGACCGCGUCACUCUCGUCCGCGGAAACCACGAGUCGAGACAAAUCACCCAAGUCUACGGUUUCUACGAGGAAUGUCAGACCAAAUACGGCAACGCUUCGGUAUGGAAGGCCUGCUGCCAAGUCUUCGAUUUCCUUGCCCUAGCCGCUAUCGUCGACGGAAAGGUGCUCUGCGUACACGGCGGUCUAAGUCCGGAAAUCAGAACACUAGACCAGAUCCGCGUUGUUGCGCGAGCCCAAGAAAUCCCUCACGAGGGAGCCUUCUGUGAUCUCGUAUGGAGUGAUCCGGAAGAUGUCGACACGUGGGCUGUCUCACCCCGAGGAGCCGGCUGGCUUUUUGGAGACAAGGUGUCUUCAGAGUUCAACCACGUAAACGGUCUCCAACUCAUCGCACGCGCCCAUCAAUUAGUCAACGAAGGCUACAAAUACCACUUCAAAGACAAAGACGUUGUCACCGUUUGGUCCGCACCCAACUACUGCUACCGCUGCGGAAACGUCGCCUCCAUCAUGAACCUAGGCGAGGACCUCAAGCCCGAGUUCCAAAUCUUCUCUGCGGUUCCAGAUCAUAAGCGCGCCGUCCCCGCGGGUCGUGGAGGUCGCGGAGAAUACUUCUUGUAG
Alternaria ethzedia is the source of this 1272-nucleotide messenger RNA. RefSeq lists its product as uncharacterized. The transcript is spliced from 4 exons. Gene Ontology annotation, molecular function: protein serine/threonine phosphatase activity. Gene Ontology annotation, biological process: G1/S transition of mitotic cell cycle; peptidyl-serine dephosphorylation. Lineage: Eukaryota; Fungi; Ascomycota; Dothideomycetes; Pleosporales; Pleosporaceae. The record is from RefSeq and is a predicted model, not a curated record. Gene Ontology annotation, cellular component: cytoplasm. Bases 1 to 1272 code for a protein of 423 amino acids.